Messenger RNA from Chilo suppressalis (striped riceborer), 2758 nucleotides. NCBI's taxonomy places the organism in Eukaryota, Metazoa, Arthropoda, Insecta, Lepidoptera, Crambidae. The record is from the annotation of a GenBank genome assembly.
CUUUUGUAGGGAGUAAGUAUUCGGGGGUGGUCGCGAGGGCGGCGGCACGAGCUCCCCCCUACUGGGGCCGUGUGCAAUCCGCGCAUAGACUACGGUGGCUCGCUGCCCUCGCGCACCAUUCGACCUCCGCGCAUCACAGUCUAGGCAACUCAGCCCUGCACUGUACACGCGUCCGGGAGCUCGACUCUCGUAGCGAAUCGACGAACAGGUCCGUGCCCUCGGAAAGUGACGACACAGUUGUUGUAACAUAACAUAACCGGGAGUGAUUUCGCGGCUUCCUCCACAUGUGAACUAUUAUUAGCGGUGCAAUCUCGCUCCAGCGGCGUAACUUUACCUGAACGCCCCAAAUUUGGCGCGUAUGCGCAGCUCUCACGCGCUGCCCGCCCUUCCUCACAACCGUCGCAUACUUUACCCGAACCGCUCGCAUUUGGAGGAAGUCAGCGUUGCUAACAUUUUGUUCGGUACUCCUUGUGACUGUUGAGCAAUAAAGUGAUAAGUUAAGCGAGCACAAUGCCUUUCAAACCAGCAGAUAACCCCAAAUGUCCGAAAUGCGGCAAGUCCGUAUACGCAGCCGAAGAAAGAGUAGCCGGUGGAUUGAAGUGGCACAAGAUGUGCUUCAAAUGCGGACUGUGCCAGAAGUUGCUGGACUCUACCAACUGCUCAGAACAUGAAGGUGAACUAUACUGCAAAGUGUGCCACGCGCGCAAGUUCGGUCCCAAAGGAUACGGCUUCGGCGGUGGCGCUGGUUGCCUAUCCAUGGACGCCGGCGAUCACCUCAAGGCUGAGAAUGCGGAUGUGAGGACCAAUGGCGCAUGCCUGGAGCCUCGUGUCAUCGCUAAGGCUCCGCCUGGCCAGGGAUGUCCGCGUUGCGGCGGCUGCGUUUACGCCGCUGAGCAAAUGUUGGCUCGCGGAAGGGCGUGGCACAGGGAGUGUUUCAAGUGCGGCGAAUGCCACAAACGUCUGGAUUCUACGAACUGUUGCGAAGGCUCUGACAAAGACAUUUACUGCAAAGUGUGUUAUGGAAAGAAGUUUGGCCCCAAGGGUUACGGUUACGGAAAGGGUGCAGGAGUCCUACAAAGUGACCCUUACGCCAACGGUGAUCAGGCUCCAAAAACUACCGUAAUCGACACAGCGGCCAUUCAGGCACCACCUGGCAAAGGUUGCCCAAGAUGUGGCGGUGUUGUGUUCGCUGCUGAACAAGUCUUGGCCAAAGGUCGCGAAUGGCAUCGCAAGUGCUUCAAGUGCCGUGAUUGCACUAAGACCUUGGAUUCCAUCAUAGCUUGCGAUGGGCCAGACUCUGAAGUUUACUGCAAGACUUGCUACGGAAAGAAAUGGGGACCGCACGGUUACGGAUUCGCUUGCGGAUCUGGUUUCCUUCAGACCGACGGUUUGACCGAGGAUGAAAUUUCGGCUAACCGUCCUUUCUACAAUCCGGACACCACAUCGAUCAAGGCGCCCAAAGGUCAGGGAUGCCCCCGAUGCGGUGGAAUGGUCUUUGCGGCGGAACAACAGCUGGCUAAGGGAACAAUGUGGCACAAGAAAUGCUUCAACUGUGCCGAAUGCCAUCGGCCCUUGGAUUCUAUGCUAGCGUGUGAUGGACCCGACAAGGAGAUUCACUGCCGCGCUUGCUACGCUAAGCUCUUCGGGCCCAAGGGAUUCGGAUACGGCCACACCCCCACCCUUGUGUCUUGCGACUCCGAACCCACUGUUACUUAUACUGAACAGUUACCAUUCACUGGACAGAAGGCUGCUAAAGGAAAGGGCUGCCCUCGUUGUGGUUUCCCAGUAUAUGCUGCUGAACAAAUGCACUCCAAGAAUGGCACAUGGCACAGACGGUGCUUCUCAUGUGCGGACUGCCACAGAUCUCUUGAUUCCACCAACUUGAAUGACGGCCCCAACGGUGAAAUUUACUGCCGAGGCUGCUACGGCAGGAACUUCGGACCCAAGGGUGUAGGAUUCGGAAUGGGCGCAGGCACAUUAACCAUGGCUUAAACUAAUUACUAUGAAGCAGGUCUUUAUAGGAACUAAAUAAAAUAGCAUUAAUGGUAGCUUGAAAGGAAUUUAAUCUAUUGACAUAUGCUACCAGUCUGUUGAUCAUACCAUUUAUUAAACUGGCUUUAAUAAUGGUUGAUAUUUAUCCAAUGAGACUAAUAUAAUAGCAGAUAAUAAGUUUAUGAGUGCAAAUAUUUUAUGCUAUGAAAAUAUAAAUUAAAGGUUACAUUCCUUUCAUAUAUGUACAAAUUGGGAUGAAUGUGUCUGGGCCCUUAGUUUAUAGAUUCGUCAUAAAAUAUUAUAGUAGGUACUUAAGAUGAAUAGACUUAAUGUAGUUAUGUAAUGUAAGACGUAUGGAAACUUGUUGAAAAUCUAGAAAAAGUAAAAAAAAUCGAGACAUCGUAAGAAAAAUUAAACAAUGGCAUUGUGAUGAACCUUCAAUAUCGGGUUUUUGAAGGUAAAUCGAAACUAUCCUGUAUAUGUGGAUAAGAUUGCAAAUAAUUGCAAUCGUUUCGACCGACCAGAUCUUACUCUAAAGGUCUGAAGCGUCUAUACAUAUUUUUAUUUCUGUAUAUAAUUUUGUAUCUAUUCGCUUAGGCACAAAAAGCUGUGCUUGAGCAAUUCCUAACUAUUAUAUGCUUUUGAGCUUUUGCUAUGUAACAUGCACUUUAAAUAAUUUUAUAUUAUUAUGUUCACAAUAAGACAGCUUAAUGCAUAUAAAAAUGGACAAUAUAUUAAGUUAUCAUUUGUAUUAAAUACAUUUUUU